Molecule: messenger RNA, 2053 nt
Organism: Gaeumannomyces tritici R3-111a-1
Lineage: Eukaryota; Fungi; Ascomycota; Sordariomycetes; Magnaporthales; Magnaporthaceae
Exons: 1
Coding region: 300-1595 (431 amino acids)
Source: RefSeq, a predicted model, not a curated record
UGGAGGACAAGUACCUAUGUAGUGAAGGGAGAGACGGAGCCCAAUUCAUAUCCACCAGCCCAGCGACGCCCAGGCAAGAAAAGGCCCCUCCAUAUCUAUCCAUCCAUCAGGCCCUCGGCAUCCGUCCAAGUCGACGUGAGCCGACCUGGCGUCCUGAUCAGACUUACUACUACUGCCGCCCCUCCUCCCCGCCAAAACCAACACACUAACUACCUACUCCCCGCACCACAACCGCCACCACCUUGCACAACCCCCCCGCCCGCCCGCUGCUGGAUCAGCGCCCCAAAGCAUCGCCCACGAUGACCUCCCGGGGCGAGGUGGUGUCGUCGGUGCUCACGUUCCUGUCCAGCAACAAGACGUUACGGAAAAAGGCCAUCAAGACAGCGUACAAACAUGGCGACAGGCUCUAUCCCAUCGUGCAGAGCAUCCAGGCGGCCGCCUCGGGCGCCUACAUGCUCAACAACACGCUCAAUGGCACCCUCAACGGCACCACGCCCCUGACCAUGGCGCAGCUGCGCGAGAGCGCCGACCUGACGAAAAAGACGGUCGGCGACGUCGUGGCCGUGGCCACCGACGUGGCGCGCGAGCUCGGCGCCCUCGUCACGCCCACCAUGAACUUUUUGACCAACUCGGGCGCCGACUCGGCCGUGCUCUUCUCGUCCUUUGGCUCCAUCGCGGCCGCGGGCGGCAUCGCCUUCGUGGCCGUAAAGGUGCUGCAGGGCGAGGCGGCGCUCGAGCGCAUCGCGCAGUCGCUCGACGGCAUCCACGCGGCGCAGCAGGCCCAGGUGGCCCUGACGGCGCAGCGCGACUUUCCCGCACACGUGCACGAGAUGGUGCACGAGCGCGUCAUGCAGACGUCGGCCGACCCGGACAUGGACCACUGGUUCUUCGUCUGGCACCCGGACAACGACUGGCACCCGGGCUUCUUCCGCAAGCUCGAGGAGCGGCCCAUCGGCCCGGCCUUUUGCGGCUACACCCACCAGCUCGACACGGCCUUUGCCUUUAUGCGCGCCGCCCGCCGCCGCAUCGCCGCCAAGGAGGCCCAGGCCCGGUCCAGGGGUAAGGGCCGGAAACCCGUGCGCCUGCACCUGCUGAUCCCCGCCUACCGCCACAUCCUGAUCCUCGACCCCGUGCGCGUGCCCGACGACAUCGGCGACUUCGUCAUGGAGGGCCGCAUCCACGACAACCGCUACCUCGUCGUCUUCAACCUGCCCGCCGACCACGCGUCCCGCUACACGCGCGACGUGGGCACCUACCGCACGCCGCCGCGCGAGCAAAACAUCAUCGAGCGCGUCGUCGAGGUCGUCAUGGGCGCCGACGCGCCCCCGCCGCCCGACUACCGCACCCUCGGCGGCGGCGACCUGCCGCCGGACGGCGACAACAACCACCACGACGACGCCGACGCCGCCCCGCCCAGGACCAAGGAGGAGGCCGCCGCCCUGGCCCUGCGCCGCGCCACGCCGCGCCGCGAGGACCGACGCUCGUCCUUCUCCGGGCCCGACGCCCCGCACCGCAAGGACGACGUCGUCGUGCGCGAGACCAAGAGGAUGCAUAGGAAUAGGUCACGCCGCGCCAGCGUCGAGGCUGGCCACUGAGCUGCAGGCGUGUUUUUGUUUCUGCUCUCUUCUUCUUCUUCUCCUUCUUGUCAUAAAUUGCAUCUGCAUCAUGUGUCAGGCACAGGCAGCAUCUUCUCUUCAUUUUCUCUUUUUCUGCAUCUUUCCACCGGCAGGGUUUCUCACCUCUUCAUUUUUUUUGUCAUUUCUUGAACUAUCGGCGCACGAGUUUCAUUUUUUCCUUCACACUAUACCAUACAAGGCAAGAUGCCACUGAACGCUGCCACGCUUUUUUAACGCAAAGGAACAGAUCUCCUCAUCCCCAUCGAGGCCCAGUAUCAUGCGGGAUCGUCGGCCUAUCCUCGGUCUGUUGGAAAUUGCAAAAGACCCCGGAUCCGACAACGAGUUUUUAGAUACCAAACAAAAAAAAUCACAAAAGAAUGAUACACAUGAGCUUUCCAUUGUGCUUCGUAGUCGCUUCACCCAUCCAAACACCUCAG